GUCCGUUCUCUCCUCACGGCAACAAUGCCUCGAACUAUGUUCGUCAACCCCUUCAAAAGGCAUACCGCGUCUGAAUUUCCAGGUGUCCAUGUAUCCUUUGAUCAAGCUGCCUAUCAUACCCCCCGUUCUUCACAGGCUUCAACCGUAUCGGGCGGACACGCGAUCACAAGCAAUGACAAGCCGACUGGUGCAUCUGGACCAUCUGGCGGUAACGCAGCGAUUAGCGUCGUGAACCAUGCAUUUGCUAUCGAGAAGUUGAAAGUAGAGAUCGUGGCAGAUGUGGCAGCUUCUGGAACCGACACUCCCUACGACCGCAAAGCAAAGGUCAUCAACAGGGCCCUCCAAGAUAUGGGCAUGGGCAGAUAUCAAUGGGAGCUGUUUGCUUUGUGUGGAGGUGGAUGGAUGGCUGACAAUCUUUGGCUUCAAGGUGUUGCUCUUACACUGCCUCAACUCUCAGCCGAGUUUGGUGUGAGUGAGACCGAUGUCCGCUACACCACCUUGGCGCUCUUUCUCGGUCUCUGCAUUGGGGCUUCCUUUUGGGGUACCUCUGCCGAUGUCGUAGGACGUCGUCUGGCCUUCAACUGCACCCUUUUCUUCGCUGGUACAUUUGGCCUGGCUUCAGGCGGUGCUGCUAGCUGGAUUGGCGCUUCGGCUCUGUACGCUUGCAUUGGUUUGGGUGUCGGCGGCAACCUCCCCAUUGACGGCGCUCUGUUUUUGGAGUUCUUACCCCAGGCAUCUGGCAGUCUUCUUACUCUGCUUUCGGUAUUCUGGCCUGCGGGUAAUCUGAUCGCCUCGCUUCUUGCUUGGGCCCUUAUUCCUAACUUCUCGUGCCCUGGAGACACUCCCCUUGGAGAAUGUACCAGAGCUAAUAACUGGGGAUGGCGCUACUUGAUUCUGGCUCUGGGAGCUAUAACUUUUACCAUGUUCAUGUGUCGCCUCUUCCUGUUUCAUUUGUACGAAUCGCCGAAGUUCCUGCUGUCUCGUGGCCGCCAAGCUGAGGCUGUAGCGACCAUAUACGGGAUUGCACACUACAACAAGACCACAACUUGGCUCACAGAAGACGUGCUCAAUCAAGUUGGCGGUGAUCCGGACGUGACCGGUGAGGAGGUCAAACUCGGUACAGUUCAGAUCGUGAAGCGCUCUCUGGGUAGGUUCUCGUUAAAGCGAUUUCGCUCGCUAUUCCAGGACAAGAAGAUUGCCAUGACAACUGGGCUGCUCUGGUUUCAAUGGUCAACUAUUGGUAUGGCCUAUCCACUCUUCAAUGCCUUUCUCCCGCAGUACCUAGCCAAUACCGGAGGCGGAAUUGAGAACUCCACCAGCAUUGUAUACCGCAACUAUGCCAUCACCGCCAUCGUAGGUGUCCCAGGUUCUGUCAUCGCUUGGUACACAGUCGAGCUCAAAUACCUUGGCCGGAAGGGCACUAUGGCGAUUGCCACAGCCAUCACUGGUGUUUUCGUGUUUCUCUUCACCAUCUCGUCCGACUCCAACUUUCAGCUCGCGUUUACCUGCCUCGAAGCAUUCUUCCAGAACAUCAUGUACGGCGUUCUCUACGCUUACACUCCCGAGGUCUUCCCUGCUCCGAUUCGAGGCACCGGCACUGGGAUGUCUAGCUUCCUCAAUCGCGUUGCUGGACUCUGCGCACCGAUUGUUGCCAUCAACGCUGGAGGCGCCAACCCUAAAGCCCCAAUUUAUGCAUCGGGCGGGUUGUUCAUUGCGGCGUUCGUGAGCAUGCUGCUGCUCCCGAUAGAGACCCGAGGAAGACAGACGUUGUAGAAGGAGUUUGAAGAACACCGACAACUUGUCGAUAGUUUGUGGGUCUCGUACAAUACUUCUGGAGAAGCCCAGG
Messenger RNA from Dothidotthia symphoricarpi CBS 119687, 1846 nucleotides. RefSeq names its product MFS general substrate transporter. NCBI's taxonomy places the organism in Eukaryota, Fungi, Ascomycota, Dothideomycetes, Pleosporales, Dothidotthiaceae. The record is from RefSeq and is a predicted model, not a curated record. Gene Ontology annotation, molecular function: transmembrane transporter activity. The coding region runs from base 25 to 1773 and encodes 582 amino acids. Gene Ontology annotation, biological process: transmembrane transport. The transcript has 4 exons.